Messenger RNA from Caenorhabditis briggsae, 1014 nucleotides. Bases 1 to 1014 code for a protein of 337 amino acids. The transcript is spliced from 4 exons. Lineage: Eukaryota; Metazoa; Nematoda; Chromadorea; Rhabditida; Rhabditidae. The record is from RefSeq and is a predicted model, not a curated record.
AUGAUUGAGGCUGUUGAUAGGAUAUUAGUAGUUGAUACCCCUAUUGUGAGUGACACCUCUAUACAAAAAGAGAAUCUUAUAAGCAUAUUUCCUUCCUCUGGAUCUAGUUUGAAUCAACAUGGAGAAAUCAAUUUUGUCAUAGAGACGUGUGAUCAAUACCUACACUUACACAAGUCUUAUAUUUAUAUGGAAUGUGAACUAUUGAAAUCAGAUGACACUGUGUUGGCUGAAACAGAUGAAGUAUCCUUGACUAAUAAUGCACCAAUGUUUUUGUUUGAUAGAACAACUUAUAGCAUGGAUGGUAUGCAAGUUGAAAGUAUAAUGGAUCCUGGUAGAGCUAGUCUGAUGAAGGGGCUUUUAACUUAUAGCAGCACAAUGAAUAAACAGAAUACGUUUGGAUGGAUUCUAGAAACUAAAGAUAUUAUUACAUACAAGAUAAACAAAUAUACAAAAAAUAGAAAAGGAAAGUGCUACAAUAAAAUUGUCUAUGGUAGAAAGCAUCAACUCACUCUCUACAGAUCUCCUGAGAACAAAAAUAAUGCCUUUAUUUCUAGACAGUUGGAAAGUUACAAUAUUCCUAAUGGAAAUAGAGAAUUCACAUGGAAAUUGGGAACGAAAUAUGAUAAAAUAAAGUAUAUUGUGGUUGCUUUGCAGAGCAAUAGAGAUAACAAUUACCUGAAUGCAGAGCGGUAUCCUCAUGAUUGUUUAAAGUUUGAUUUCGACAAAUUCAACGCUGUUCAACAAUACAAUUUUGCUAAAGAGUUUAGAAACAGUUACUAUGAAUCAACAAAAGAUUACAUUUUCAUGGAAGAAGAUGUAUACUAUUACUAUUACCCAUUGUUGGUGUUCGAUGUAUCUAAACAAAAUGAUAGAAUUAUCCAAUCAAGACCUGACGUUACAAUAAAAGCUUCCUUUUCAAAGAGUAUUGUACAAAACACAAAAUGUUAUUGUUUGAUUAUGAGUGAAAAUAUUGUUGAAAUUAAAGAUAAUCGCGUUAAAGUUGUUAGUGUUUAG